This is a messenger RNA of Entrophospora candida, 242 nucleotides long. Lineage: Eukaryota; Fungi; Glomeromycota; Glomeromycetes; Entrophosporales; Entrophosporaceae. The record is from the annotation of a GenBank genome assembly.
CACGAGAAUAUAACCUUUGUGACAAAAAAUAUAUUAAUUACAAUUAUGGACAUCUAACAAAAAAGAAACAUCGUAAACGCAAAUCUACAUCGACAUCACCAUUGCUUCCUUCCCUACAAACACCACGAUCACUAUCUUCUUCUCCUUCACAAACACCAUUUAGUGUGGAUUAUAGUUACGAUGAAGAGGAAUCACCAAGAAAAAGGAUAUGCAUAAGAUGUCAAUUCACUGUACCUGAUUAA